Osmerus eperlanus (European smelt) is the source of this 1065-nucleotide messenger RNA. RefSeq lists its product as uncharacterized. Lineage: Eukaryota; Metazoa; Chordata; Actinopteri; Osmeriformes; Osmeridae. The record is from RefSeq and is a predicted model, not a curated record. Gene Ontology annotation, biological process: response to bacterium. The transcript is spliced from 3 exons. The coding region runs from base 8 to 898 and encodes 296 amino acids.
UGUAAAGAUGAGACCUUCAAAGAUGGUCACGCUGGGUUUGGUAGUUCUACUUCUCUGGGAAUGUGUUCAUGUGGUAGAGGGGACACAGUCUUCAUCCAUACGUCUGGACAGUCAUCUUAAGUCUGUCGAUGUUGGAGACACGGUGACUCUGCAGUGCUUCUACCAAGUCACUAUGUCAAUCCACCUUUCUUGGUACCGACAAACCCUAGGAGAUAAACCCCAGCUUGUAUCUACCAUGUCGAAGUCUGGACAACAAUCUAGACUGCACAAUAAGUUUGAGGACAAUCCUCGCUUCUCUGUACACGGUGGUGAAGGACUAAAUCACCUGAACAUCUCAGAUGUCCAACCUUCAGAUUCAGCUAUGUACUUCUGUUGUGAAUCCUUCCCAAAUAAGGUGGAAUUUGCUGAUGGUGUCUUCCUUAAUGUAAAAGGUCCAGGUUCCAAUACCAACGAAGUUGUCCAGCAGCCAGUGUCUGAUUCCAUCCAGCCAGGAGACUCUGUAAUUCUGAACUGCACAAUACCCACUGAGACCUGUCCUGGAGAACACAGUGUCUAUUGGUUCAGACAUGGCUCAGGAGAAUCCCAUCCAGGAAUCCUUUACACCCAUGGAGGCAGGAGUGAUCAGUGUGAGAAGAGCCCUGAGGCUGGGUCUCCUACACAGAGCUGUGUCUACAACCUCCCCAAGAGGAACCUCAGCCUCUCUGAUGCUGGGACUUACUACUGUGCUGUGGCCUCAUGUGGGGAGAUACUGUUUGGAAAUGGGACCAAGCUGGAUAUAAAGUCACGUGGUGAAGACCAGAUGAGAAUCCUGGUGCUUCUCUCCUUCAUGAGAACUGGAGUUCUCUUCUGCUGUCUGUUCAUCGUUAUCAUCUUCUGUUUCAUAAAGAAAUCCAGCUAAGGGUGAUAUCCAUCUCUCUGAGCUGUACUUUGUCAUGUAUGUCUUACUUAUGUAAUUCUUAUCUUAAUUGAUUUGCAGUGUGUAUAACAUUUUAUGUCUGAGAAUCUUUCCCCAAAAAGCAUUUUUGUAGAUUUUUGGGGGAUUGGUUCCAUAGAACCUCAGCUGGC